AUGUCCACCGUCGUCCUCACCUCACCCUAUGUAAUUAGCCUCGGACAAUGGAGAAUCACUCGUCCUCCCUUAUUAGACUUGUCUGUUCAAUUACACCGGAUAAUCGUGCAAUUCAUGUGUACGUUUUCUGUGGUGCCAGGUGAGCGACAGGGACACACUUACGUCCGUGGCUGCGAGAUUCGACACAACGCCAUCCGAGCUGAGCAAAUUCAACAGGCUCGGAAGUACUUUCAUUUACCCCGGCCAACAGCUGUGGAUACCGGUGGAAGGGGAAGGUCGGACAAAAGGCGGAAGUGCCGAUGCACCGAGUCCGGUUCCUUGCCACGAUCACGAGUCCCAGGAUGACCUACCUCCAGAAGAAAAAGAACUUUUGGACAACUUGAGGCCAGUAUCGCCAAAAGUAAGCCAUGAAAGAGUGAAAACACCUCUUGGUGUCGCAAACACCGUUAUAGAAGAGGAGGAACAACCAUUUAAAGAGAGGUUUCUGAAAAUUAAUGUUCGUCAUAUCACAGAUGGUCAGGGUGUUGUUGGUGGAGUGUUGCUAGUUACACCAAAUGCAGUCAUGUUCGAUCCGAAUGUUUCUGAUCCCCUUGUAAUUGAACAUGGUGCUGAGUCUUACGGUGUAAUUGCACCAAUGGAAUUUGUAGUGAAUGCUGCAAUUUACUAUGAUAUUGCGCAUAUGCGUGUUGGACACACAAAAUCCGGAAACUUGGAUAAGAAGCCGGAAAUUUAUUACAUGAAGAAACCUUCACAAAGUGAAACUGUCAAGUGUCAGUCGCCAGAAAAAGAGGAGAAUUUUCCGGAAUUAACUACGGAUGACGCUGAAAAUGAGAGCUGUACCGAGAGAGAUGGAGAUGCUUUUCCAAAGGCCUUUGAGAGAGAUCUCGUUACUCCCACUAAUCUUCAAAAUGAGGACGAUACAACGACAACCAAAGAAAAGGAGGCGGAAAAAGAGAAGGAGAAGGAAAUUAAAGAGGUGAGCGGUGGUCAAACAAGUAAAACGUUAGAGGAACGUAGACGUUCUAUGCUUGAUCAUCAUUGGCCAGUUCCUAGCAAAGAUCAAUAUCCAUGGCCUGUCGAGGAUGAACAACAAGAUUCUUUAAACUCUGACAAAACGGAUUCUGCGAAGUCGAAGAUGAUUCCCGAAGGCGAAGAAGGAUCUCUAGUCAAACUGUCAUGCCACGACUCUGGUAUUGACAUACGUGACCCUAAUCCCUCUUUCCCAGUAGUUCAGCCCAACCCCACAAAGAAAGUUUAUUCAGACGCAGAUAUUGUCUUAUCUUCAGAUUGGGUCCCUCCUAUUACUAUUGCACCGACGAACGUUACAACUGAUUUGCUAGAUAGCGGUUCUGCCGUUAACGGUAGGAAGAAGGCGAGUUCAGUGUCAUUUAGCUUAGACAGUAAUAAUACGGAGGAACCUGAGAAAGAUGAGGAACACAAAGACGACGACAAACAGGAGACUCGUAGGAAUAAGAUGUUAAAACGAUUGUCAUAUCCUUUGUCGUGGGUAGAAGGGUUGACUGGCGAGAAGGAAGAUGAAAGUAAAUCUGGAUCUGAUAAAGUUCCGAGUCUUCCCAAUAGCGCGGAUUCUCAUCAUUCGUCAGUUUUCAGCAAAGUUUUCUCAAGGUGAUAACACUUAACUCUGUUCGAUUUAUAAAAUUUUUACAAGGAUUUCUUUGUAAUUUAUAUGAUAUAAUAAUUGUUCUAAAUUAAUAUCAUGCGCUUUUAUAUUUUACUUUACUAUUCGUGUUUGUUAGGAAUGAGUAACUCGAUGAAAAAAAGAAAAAAUUUGCAUACAGGGAAGGUUCUCAAUGCUCGGGCCUCCUUUAUAUGGUGUAACGUUUGUCUUCCAUGUAAUCGCUUUCUGCUGAAAUCUUUUAGAAGUUCAAAGUAACAUUUACAGCGUGCUCGAGGCUAUUCAUAGUGAAACACAGUCGCGUACGUGGCGCAUAAGCUUGGCAAACAUUUCACUUCGUAAAGCACGUUUCAUUAUGAAUAUCCUCGUUCAUUAUAACAUAGAAUACUAAUUAGAAAAUUUACGCGCAGAAGCAAGCAGCUUAUUUGCAUUUGCGAAACGCGCUUUUCGGAUAAUCUUUCUUUCAAUUUCUAAACGGAGUAAACGAAUCAAAGGAAUGGGCACGUGUAACGUUUCUCAACUCAGUCCAGACGUUGUCUUAUACCAUCAUAGUCCGUUUUUCUCCAAUUUUGCUCCUCCGUUCUUAUUUUUCUUUUCACGAAAUACAACCGACAAAUAAAUUAGUCAUUUAGCUCAAGGUGUGUGUCAAUCGACGAGGAGAAAUAGAAUCAAUUGAAAUAACAACUUGCCCUGAAAUGAUCUCUAGCGAUUUAAUUCAAUUUGGCACAAGCUGAUUCGAAGACACUUGAGAACACUGGUUAUUUUUUCUAUUCCAUUUUGAAACCGAAAUACGAGCAAUCAGACUGUGAUGGUAAAUCUGUGUUAAACAUAAAGCUAUAACUAUAGUUUCCAAUAUGACUAA
This is a messenger RNA of Heterotrigona itama, 2498 nucleotides long. Lineage: Eukaryota; Metazoa; Arthropoda; Insecta; Hymenoptera; Apidae. The record is from the annotation of a GenBank genome assembly.